Eruca vesicaria subsp. sativa (arugula) is the source of this 205-nucleotide messenger RNA. Lineage: Eukaryota; Viridiplantae; Streptophyta; Magnoliopsida; Brassicales; Brassicaceae. The record is from the annotation of a GenBank genome assembly.
AUGUUAAGAUCAUUUAGAUCUAUCAACAAGAUUUACGACUUCUAUGACGAACGCAAACGGAGAUUCAAGAUAUUCACCUAUCCUAUUGCUUCAACUUGUGGGUCCCUUUCUGCUGUCAUUGACAAAGAGAACUUAUGUAUGCAGAGAGGGUUAUCACCGAACUGGAAAUCUGAGAAGAGUGAAGGAUGGUCUGAUAGCGAUCAAC